AUGACUAGGGCUAAUCCUGGGUUUUUGCAUCCAUUUAUUUCUGAAAUAGAUAGAGAAUUUCAUAGGUUAAUUAGAGCACGUAGAGCUUUUGUUAUUGAUCCUCAUUCAAGUGAUUCUGAUUCUGACCUUGAUUUUGAUUCUGAUUUUGUUGCAGUUUCUGAUAACAUGGCUGAAGAAGGACCGCGAGAGAGAACAUUAAGGGAGCUGGCUGCACCUGAUUUCACCUACAAAAGCUUGUGUAUCCAGUAUCCUGAGGAUGUACCAUGUGUACUCAAAACUGGACUAAUCCAUUUAUUGCCUAAGUUUGGUGGUCUUGCAGGUGAAGAUCCUCAUAUGCAUAUCAAGGAGUUUCGUACUGUCAUAUCCACCAUGAAGCCUCCUGAAGUUGACAAAGAUCAUAUAUGUUUGAAGGCUUUUCCUCAUUCCCUUCAGGGAACUGCAAAGACUUGGCUGUAUAACCUGCCUCCUUCAUCCAUUGCAAGCUGGGACGACCUGAAAAGAAAGUUUCUUGAGAAGUUCUUCCCUGCCUCUAGGACAACUUCAAUCAGAAAAGACAUCUCAGGAAUCAGGCAGCUACAUGGAGAGACUCUACAUGAAUACUGGGAAAUAUUCAAGACACUAUGUGUGAGCUGCCCCCAUCACCAGAUUUCCGAGCAGCUCCUAGUUCAGUAUUUCUAUGAGGGUUUGCUCAACAUGGAGAGACAUCUCAUUGAUGCUGCUUGUGGAGGUGCAUUGAAUGACAUGAAUCCUACUGAAGCCAGGCAGUUGUUUGAGAAGAUGGCUGCUAAUUCUCACCAGUUUCAAACAAGGAGUAAUGAUGUUGUUAAACCUGUUAAUGAGAUUGGGACAGAUCCAAUGAUGGACAAGCUUGAGAAGAGGAUGGAAACCAUUGCCAGCUUGGUUACUCAAUUGGCCAUGAACCAGAAUAAACCUUCACAACAGGCAAAGGUUUGUGGCAUUUGCACUAAAGACCAUAAUACUGAUGUUUGUCCUUCUCUGCAGGAACCUACAGAUGAGAAUCCUGAAGCAUAUGCUGCCAACAUUUUCAAUAAUCGACCUCAGCAAAAUUAUGAUCUGUCAUCUAACAGAUAUAAUCCUGGCUGGAGAAAUCAUCCAAAUCUUAGAUGGUCUGAUCAGUCACAACCUGCCCAAGCACCGUUUCAGAAUAAUGCUAGACCAUAUGUUCCUCCUCCAAUGCAACAACAGGCUAACAACCCUGCUGCACCGCAAUCUAAAGAAUCUUCAUUGGAGGAUAUGUUGAAGCAGAUGACAGCCCAAAACAUGCAGUUCCAACAAGACACCAGAUCCUCUAUUCAGAAUCUGACCACCUAG
Molecule: messenger RNA, 1332 nt
Organism: Lotus japonicus
Lineage: Eukaryota; Viridiplantae; Streptophyta; Magnoliopsida; Fabales; Fabaceae
Exons: 1
Coding region: 1-1332 (443 amino acids)
Source: RefSeq, a predicted model, not a curated record